AUGCCAAACAGGCGGGGUGGAACAUCAUCCGGGAAGCAGCCGCUGCGGUUACCGAUCAUUGCACCAAAGGACGAUGCCUCUUCAUCCAGGACUGCAAGCCGUAGUACCGAUGUGAACUCUCCUAAUCUCUCGGUGCCUUCGCGUGUUCGUCUGCCACCACGAUCGAGAACAGGUUGCUGGACAUGUAGGAGACGCAAAGUGAAAUGUGACGAAGGUCGUCCAACAUGUGGCCAAUGUGCCCGUCUGGGUCAUGUCUGCGACUACAAUCCGCGGCUGUCCUUCCGCGACGACACUCCUCGAGUCAUGGGGAGAAUGGCAGAAGUAUUUACGACGGGAAACUCCGUCUGGGACCCUACGUCACCAACUCGUGCCAGUUGCAGGUCCAACACAUCUCCAGCGGAUGAUACUCUUCCACCUUUCGCAUACCUGACCUCGGACGAGGAACGAGAGCGAAAGGCGGAAGCGUACACUCCAGGUACUUAUCAUGUUAUUGUUAAUCCGAAUAGUUUCUCGGCCCUCCCAGAAUACGCCGACACCUCAGCCGAUGGCGCCAGUGCCGGAGAACCCGACGUCCGUAGGGGUUCCGUUGCCAGUUCUAAAGUCGGCAGUAUUCGAGGGGACGAACAGGAAAACGCCAUGGAGACCGAUGAUCCCAACGUUGUGAUUCUGAGCAAAUUCGAAGAUACUCCACGACGACCUUCAUCCGCUUGGCGAACUUCGAGGCUAUCGGCCACUCCAGAAGCGGCAGAUCCUUCGCCUACCUCAAUCUUCCCUCAACUUUCGCUACAUGAACCAGUCACAGAGGGACUGUCUGGACCUCUGGAGCAGGUGGUUGCGCGGGGAAGCGAUGACGCAAAACUUCUCGCCCAUUUCCGCGAUGUUGUCUGGAAACAGCUUGUUCAGACGCAAUCUUUUCAAGGAGGGUCUCCCAUCUCACAUUUCCACGUCCCAGGAGCGGAAAUCUUUGAGCAGGAAGCUGCCACGUUUCGUCCACUUUUCCAUGCGAUGAUGGCAGUGUCCGCGCUCAGUCUGGCUCACCAGGACGGUGGGCAGAGUAUCGACGCUCUCCAGCAUUAUCAACAGGCGUUCCCCUCGCUUCAGACCAGUCUUCGGAGCCCGCAAGACCUUUGCUCGGACGGACUCUUUCUGACUCACUUCUUGCUGCUUAUCUACGAGAUUGCUGCCGCUGAGCCGGGUGGCUCGAAUCUGUGGUCGCACCACAUCUCCCGGUUACUGCGUAUAUCACUCAUGCGGCGCUCGACUCUCGGGAGCGAGCGAUAUCCAUUUAUAAUUUGGUGGGUUUGCACCAUUGAUCUCUACGCACUCUUCAGCGGUGCGGGAAGCGGAGAGUUUGUUGGAGCCAUGGUCAAGGGCAACAUGCUCCCGGGGCCUGACACUCUUCUGUACCCUACGAGCCCCACAGGAUAUAGCGUGAUCUACCCAGAGGAGAAUGAUAGUCUGCCUAUGAUCCUGCAGAUGCAUCACGAUACUUUCGUCUUGGCUAUACGGUUAGGUUUCCUGGCAGCAGACCUUCGAAGAGAAGCCAUGUCCUCGCGCUUUCUUGCCGGUUCAGUAGGUCCUGCACCGUUUGCCCAUCCUACGAGUCGCCUGAAGAAACUCUUGGAGCUACGAAACAGCUUGAGGUUGCUCUGGGAGUCGCCCAAUGCCAUCUGGCUUCGCCAGAACAUGAGCAGUUUCCCCCCGCGGUCCGUGGAACUGUGGCAGCAGUCUAUAUCUCUCUACCAUGCCUGCGUCCUCUUCUCCUAUACCAGCAUGUGGCCGGGCCAGCGUCUGGGACCGGAAGGUUCUCCCGACGAAGAGCUUAUGCGCCACUCGGCGGCUAUACUACGAAUCGCGGAGAGCAUAAUCCGAGCUGGGCGGUUGGAUCUUCGUUUUAUAAUAUUUCCUCUCUUUACGGUCGGGGUGUCUACACCGUCUGGCAGCCAAAAGAUGAUGGCACUGGACUUCAUAUCGAGCAUGGAGAGGGCCGGCGUUGGGCGCAAUGCGACGACGACACGGCAUAUCCUCCAGAUCGUAUACGAACGCCAGACGCAACAAUUGAUUGCUAUGGGGCAUUCUUUCCAUCUCUACUGGGUCGAUAUCAUGAUUGAGCAAGGGUUACAAGUGGUGAACUUUGGAUUGUGA
Molecule: messenger RNA, 2145 nt
Organism: Paecilomyces variotii
Lineage: Eukaryota; Fungi; Ascomycota; Eurotiomycetes; Eurotiales; Thermoascaceae
Product: fungal-specific transcription factor domain-containing protein
Exons: 9
Coding region: 1-2145 (714 amino acids)
Biological process (GO): positive regulation of transcription by RNA polymerase II
Cellular component (GO): nucleus
Molecular function (GO): transcription cis-regulatory region binding; zinc ion binding; DNA-binding transcription factor activity, RNA polymerase II-specific
Source: RefSeq, a predicted model, not a curated record